UUCUGAGCUUUCUUUUUCUCCGCCCGGCAGAAAGAGGAGCGCACCAUGCUGGAAGACACCAAGGCGGCCCUGUUGGACUUGGACAAAGUCACUGUGUUCUUCAGGCAACUGGAGGACGAGUGUCUCGUCGCAAACUCACCAGUGUGUUACCAGGUGGAGGGCAGCCGACAGGCCCUGAGGGUCACCCUGUUCCUGGACAGCUGUCACUUCAGUGAGCUGCCCAGCCGGCUGCAGAACGGAGGCAGCCUCAAACUGCACACCGUCCUCUUCACCAGGGCUCUGGAGCGUCCGGAGGGAAUGUCCCAGCAGGACUACGCAGCCAUGGAGGAGAUCCAGCAGCGCACCAACGCUGUCUCACUGGAGAAGGUCAAGGCUUACUACCGCAGACUCAGGUACAGCUACACUGCAUCUCAGCCCUCCAGAGGAGUUCCUCACCAGCACUCAGGAUCUAUUUCACCUGAAAGGGAGAGUUCAGCCCGUGGUGUUGCAUAACUUGGCAGAAACUAC
Messenger RNA from Notothenia coriiceps (black rockcod), 507 nucleotides. Its product is annotated as phosphatidylinositol 3,4,5-trisphosphate-dependent Rac exchanger 2 protein-like. Gene Ontology annotation, cellular component: plasma membrane. Gene Ontology annotation, molecular function: GTPase activator activity; guanyl-nucleotide exchange factor activity. Bases 46 to 492 code for a protein of 148 amino acids. NCBI's taxonomy places the organism in Eukaryota, Metazoa, Chordata, Actinopteri, Perciformes, Nototheniidae. The record is from RefSeq and is a predicted model, not a curated record. The transcript has 3 exons. Gene Ontology annotation, biological process: positive regulation of GTPase activity; regulation of signaling; G protein-coupled receptor signaling pathway.